CCAGCAGCAGCAGAGGCAGCAGGAGCCGGAGGAGGACGGAGCCCCGGCCGGGAAGGAGAUCAUGAGCCCCCCGGGAGGCUACCUCCUCCUCCGCUCCCUCCUCCUCCUCGUCUUCGCCGCCUUCUCUGCCAACGCCAGCAACUGGCUGUAUUUGGCAAAGCUGUCAUCGGUGGGGAGCAUCUCAGAGGAGGAGACCUGUGAAAAGCUCAAGGGCCUGAUCCAGCGCCAAGUGCAAAUGUGCAAAAGGAACCUCGAAGUCAUGGACUCGGUGCGCCGGGGGGCACAGCUCGCCAUAGAGGAGUGCCAGUUUCAAUUCCGCAACCGCCGCUGGAACUGCUCCACGCUGGAUAGUCUGCCAGUCUUUGGCAAAGUGGUAACUCAAGGGACACGGGAGGCGGCCUUUGUGUACGCCAUUUCCUCCGCUGGCGUCGCCUUCGCCGUGACGAGGGCUUGCAGCAGCGGAGAACUCGACAAAUGUGGCUGUGACAGGACAGUGCAUGGCGUCAGCCCGCAAGGCUUCCAAUGGUCCGGCUGUUCCGACAACAUCGCCUACGGAGUGGCUUUUUCCCAGUCUUUCGUCGACGUCAGAGAAAGGAGCAAAGGAGCUUCCUCCAGCAGGGCACUCAUGAACCUUCAUAACAAUGAAGCUGGAAGGAAGGCCAUCCUGAACAACAUGCGAGUGGAGUGCAAAUGCCACGGAGUGUCGGGCUCCUGCGAGGUGAAGACCUGCUGGAAAGCUAUGCCUCCCUUCCGGAAAGUAGGCAACGUGUUGAAGGAAAAGUUUGACGGGGCCACGGAGGUGGAGCAGAGGAAGACUGGCUCCACUAAAGUGCUGGUCCCCAAGAAUUCCCAGUUCAAGCCGCACACAGACGAGGAUCUGGUCUACCUGGACUCCAGCCCCGAUUUCUGUGACCAUGACUUAAAGAACGGCGUCCUGGGCACCAGCGGAAGGCACUGCAACAAGACCUCUAAGGCCAUAGACGGCUGCGAGUUGAUGUGCUGCGGCCGUGGCUUCCACACGGACGAAGUGGAGGUGGUUGAGCGGUGCAGCUGCAAGUUCCACUGGUGCUGCUUUGUCAAGUGUAAACAGUGCCACCGAGUCGUGGAAAUGCACACUUGUCGGUGACAUGGGACGCGGAGCCUCUGUCGCGCCUUGGAUCCGACAGAGGCGGCCUCAGAGACAAUGCGGGAGAGGGCCUUGGGAGAAACUGCAAAAGAGGAAUCAGAUCUUUUUUUAAAAAAAGAAAAAUAUUUAA
Messenger RNA from Sceloporus undulatus (fence lizard), 1256 nucleotides. It is a transcript of the gene WNT4, whose product is annotated as Wnt family member 4. Gene Ontology annotation, cellular component: extracellular region. The coding region runs from base 62 to 1126 and encodes 354 amino acids. The transcript has 5 exons. The record is from RefSeq and is a predicted model, not a curated record. NCBI's taxonomy places the organism in Eukaryota, Metazoa, Chordata, Lepidosauria, Squamata, Phrynosomatidae. Gene Ontology annotation, biological process: canonical Wnt signaling pathway; neuron differentiation; cell fate commitment. Gene Ontology annotation, molecular function: frizzled binding; cytokine activity.